CUGUUCCACCUCCUCCCACCCAGUUCACCACCACCAUGAUUCCAAGCUUCCAGGCCCCUUUCUUCUUCCUGCUCCUGGUAACCCGAGAGCUUACAGCACAACAUGGCACCCCAUCCCCGACCAGCGGCCCAGCCUCAAGCUCGUCCUCCACCUUGAGAAAGCAUGGUUCCUCAUCCUUGACCAGCAGCCCAGCCUCAAGCUCGACCUCCACCUUGAGAAAGCAUGGCUCCUCAUCCUUGACCAGCAGCCCAGCCUCAAGCUCGACCACCAGCCUGGGAAAACACAGCUCCUCAUCCUUGACCAGCAGCCCUGUCUCAAUCUCCAUAAUCACCCCAGCACAGCAUGGCACCUCAUCCCUGACCAGCAGCCCAGCCUCAAGCUCGACCUCCACCUUGAGAAACCAUGGCUCCUCAUCCUUGAUCAGCAGCCCAGCCUCAAGCUCAACCACCAGCCUGGGAAAACACAGCUCCUCAUCCUUGACCAGCAGCCCUGUGUCAGGCUCGAUAAUCACCCCAGCACAGCAUGGCACCUCAUCCCCGACCAGCAGCCCAGCCUCAAGCUCGACCUCCACCUUGAGAAAGCAUAGCUCCUCAUCCUUGACCAGCAGCCCAGCCUCAAGCUCGACCUCCACCUUGAGAAAGCAUGGCUCCUCAUCCUUGACCAGCAGCCCAGCCUCAAGCUCGACCACCAGCCUGGGAAAACACAGCUCCUCAUCCUUGACCAGCAGCCCUGUCUCAAUCUCCAUAAUCACCCCAGCACAGCAUGGCACCUCAUCCCCGACCAGCAGCCCAGCCUCAAGCUCGACCUCCACCUUGAGAAACCAUGGCUCCUCAUCCUUGACCAGCAGCCCAGCCUCAAGCUCAACCACCAGCCUGGGAAAACACAGCUCCUCAUCCUUGACCAGCAGCCCUGUGUCAGUCUCGAUAAUCACCUCAGCACAGCAUGGCACCUCAUCCCCAACCAGCGGCCCAGCCUCAAGCUCGACCUCCACCUUGAGAAAGCAUAGCUCCUCAUCCUUGAUCAGCAGCCCAGCCUCAAGCUCGACCACCAGCCUGGGAAAACACAGCUCCUCAUCCUUGACCAGCAGCCCUGUGUCAGGCUCGAUAAUCACCCCAGCACAGCAUGGCACCUCAUCCCGGACCAGCGGCCCAGCCUCAAGCUCGACCUCCACCUUAAGAAAGCAUAGCUCUUCACCCUUGACCAGCAGCCCAGCCUCAAACUCCACCUCCUCAUCCCCUACCGGCAGCCCUGUCUCAGGCUCCACCACCACCCCAGCACAGCCUGGCACUUCAUCCUCCACCACCAGCCUAGCCUCAAGCUCCACCUCCACCUUGGGAAAACUCAGCUCCUUAUCCCCGCCCAGCAGCCCUGUCUCAGGCUUGACUGCCACCCCAGCACAGCAUGGCACCUCAUCCUCCACCAUCAGCCCAGUCUCAAACUCCACUUCCACCUUGGGAAAACUCAGCGCCUCAUCCUGGGCCAGCAGCCACACCACCAGGACUACCGCCAGCACCACUAACCAUAGCAUGGAACCUCCCAUCUCCUCCAAUCAUAGCACUUCUCCCCAGUCUAUUAGGAUCUCCUUCUUCUUCCUGUCCUUUUCCAUUUUGAACCUCCAGUUUAAUUCUUCUCUGGAAAAUCCCAGCAGCAACUACUACCAGGAGCUGCAGAGGAACAUUUCUGAAUUGUUUUUGCAGAUUUAUGGACAGGAAGAUUUCCUGGGCCUCUAUAACAUCAGAUUCAGACCAGGAUCUGUGGUGGUAGAAUCAACUCUGGCCUUCCGAAAUGGUGCCACUGAUGCCAACAAGGUGAAGACACAGUUAGAAGACAGCAAAGAAGGAGCCAGAUAUAACCUGAACAUCUCGAGUAUUAGUGUGCGAGAUGUGUCCUUCCCUUCCUCUGCCCCAUUCGAGUCUGGGGUUCCUGGCUGGGGCAUUGCCCUGCUGGUGCUGGUCUGUGUUCUGGUUGCACUCGCCAUCAUCUAUGUUGUUGCCCUGACCGUGUGCCAGUGCCGCCGAAAGAACUGUGGGCAGCUGGACAUCUUUCCAACCCGAGACGCCUACCAUCCUAUGAGCGAGUACCCCACCUACCACACCCAUGGGCGCUAUGUGCCCCCUGGUGGUAAUAGACACAGCCCCUAUGAGGAGGUUUCUGCAGGCAAUGGGGGCAGCAGCCUCUCUUACAUGAACCCGAACCCAGCAGCCACUUCUGCCAACUUGUAGGAGCACAUUGCCUGCCCAGCGUCCAGAUGACAAUGCCACUUGCCUCCCCCAGGCCCCCACCAGAGUCCUCUCCUCUCAACUGUGUUCUGGGCUGGUGAACUAGGGGGUUCAGGUGGGCUGUUCACAGACCCCACCAUGUCCCCUAACCCAUGUCAGCCCUGCUGAAGCCCAUCCGAGCCCCUUGGGGACAGGGGCUCCCAGGAGGACUGACCCAGAAAGUCCCGGGUUGGAAGUACAAACCAGACCACGGCUGAAUAAAAUGGGGACCUCAUC
Molecule: messenger RNA, 2495 nt
Organism: Nyctereutes procyonoides (raccoon dog)
Lineage: Eukaryota; Metazoa; Chordata; Mammalia; Carnivora; Canidae
Gene: MUC1
Product: mucin 1, cell surface associated
Exons: 7
Coding region: 36-2222 (728 amino acids)
Cellular component (GO): apical plasma membrane
Source: RefSeq, a predicted model, not a curated record